This is a messenger RNA of Verruconis gallopava, 1703 nucleotides long. RefSeq lists its product as uncharacterized. Gene Ontology annotation, molecular function: zinc ion binding; DNA-binding transcription activator activity, RNA polymerase II-specific. Gene Ontology annotation, biological process: regulation of transcription by RNA polymerase II. The record is from RefSeq and is a predicted model, not a curated record. Lineage: Eukaryota; Fungi; Ascomycota; Dothideomycetes; Venturiales; Sympoventuriaceae. The transcript is spliced from 5 exons. Bases 126 to 1274 code for a protein of 382 amino acids.
CUUCGUUUACCGCAACCAGGGGAGGCCCACCUCGACCUCGACGGAGAGAGGAAAGAUUUAUUGAUUAGACGGAUCUUUAAGAUGACAGCCAUGUUUCCUCGUCGUUAUCCACGUCUCUAAUCAGGAUGUCGCGUCGCUCUACCCCAAGAUCGCACCACGGCUGCGCGCGGUGCAAGAAGUCGCGCGUCAAGUGCGACGAGGUGAAGCCGAGUUGCACGAGAUGCUCGAGGAGAAACCAGGCCUGCAGCUUUCAGAUCGAGCUGGCCCACUCGCCAGUGCCCUUUUACGUCCUGGACAGUCAUCCGUUGAGCAGGGCGGUCGCGCACCACGUCUCCUGCGACCCGGCGGCGCGAACGAUAAUGCACCACUUCCUCACGUCGAUCAGGCCCUUUCUUGCUGUGGACGAUCUAUCGAAGCCCUUGCGCCUAUGGGACGGACUGAUCCAACGCCAAGGCGUCGUGAACACCUACGUCUUGUACAACAUCCUCUCCUUGUCAGCCUUCCACCUGGCCAUCCACACGCAGGCGUCCCAAAGCAAGUACCUCGCGCGCGGCAUCUACUAUCAGAACAAGGCUCUGUCGCAGAUGGUGCCGAACUCGCACCGCGUGACGGAAGAGACCUGCGAAGGUAUGUUUACGAGCUCGCUCCUCGUCGUGACGUGUUGCUUCGCCAUGGGCAGGGCCAUUGCGGGCGUGGGCGAGGGAAAUCUUGACAUGAUCAGGCGCGUCGUCGAGAUCUCACGCCUCAUGAGAGGCACCUUGGCCAUCUUCAGGGCUGGAUGGCAGCUGUCACUUGACAAGCAGACGAUCCCCCAUAUUCGCCGAUCGUUCAUCACGUUGAACCGACAGAUGGUGCCAGAGUCGCCCGGUUCGGACGGGUCCCUCGACAUGCUAACGCGGCGCAUAGAAGCUAAUGUGGACGAUAAGGAGCGCAAGCUUCGCUACUUUCAAGCGAUAGCGUUUAUGAAGACGAGUAUUCGGAAAGCCAGCUCCCGCUCCACAAGCUGCGCAUUCCUACUUGUUGUCGUCGGAAGGAUUUCAGACGAGCUACUUGUCGAAAUGGAGGCGCGGGAGCCAAUUCCGUUGAUCCUACUUGCUCACUGGGCAGUACAGCUUCACUGGGCGAAAGACACUUGGUGGCUGGCUACUUGGGGACAGCGCGUGGUUGAAGUGGUCAGAGCCAAUCUCGACACUGCAUGGUGGGAUUACAUACGGUGGCCACUGACCGAAGUGGGAAUGCUUUCACACGCUGACGGACAGUUUUGUCCAGCAUAGGGCAGCGUCGCCGAGUCACUUGCAAUGCGCAGACUUUCAUCAAGCGAGUCAACAUAUGGCCGUGGGCUCUACUGCUGUUGUUGCCCCAGUCCUCAAAGCGGGAUGUUAGCACACGUGCGAUGCUUGCAAUCAUAUAAGUCAGUAUGGGCUUUUCCAGUCGCAAUCGAGGCACUUGACAGGGGCGUUUUCAGACACUGAACUAGCACGCUUCAGCGCUAAAAUCGAGCCGAGAAACGUGGAGCCCCGGCGUUGAUCAUCUGCACGACAGGAAACCUUGCCUCUUGCAGGAAUUGCGGGUUUUUUUUUGACGCUUUUUUUGUCCUUGAAGCCGACGGGCGAGCUAGCUAUUGCUACCGACGCGCCGAAAAAAGGUCCCCCUUCUAGAAUUCGAAUCUCAAUUUAAACGACGCAGUGCCGCGUUGCACGGAC